CGGUCAUACAUUCCCGCCGAGCCUAACUGUUUCUAAAGGGAAAAUCUCUAUCCCGCCAUACCCAACUGCCUCUGGAGAGACCUCUCUCUCUCUCUCUCUCUCUCUCUCUCUAUAUGGUUUGAAGCAAAUACACACUACAUCUUGAAGAUUCUUGUUCUUUCUCUCUGUCUGGGGUCCAUAGCCACUUGCAAUUUCUUGCAAAAUCAAUGGCGAUGACCACCAAAGACCACACCCCUAUCGAAAUCAAGGCACCACAGCCCCGUGUCUCCAUUGAUUUCGCUUCAGACGAAUUGGGGAGAGAACAGAGAGUCCCCUUCUUCAGACCCUUAUCGCAGAGGAGAGAGAACACUUGGAUCAUCUCUCUCUUCGUCAUCCUCCACCUUGUGGCUUUCGCAGCCACCAUGAUCGUCAACGACUGCUGGAAAAACUCUCACCGCGAUUGCGCCCUCAAACCCCUCGGACGACUCUCAUUUCAGCCACUCUCCGAGAAUCCCCUGCUCGGCCCCUCUUCUUCGCGUCAGCUGGAUACAAUGGGGGCAAUUCGACAGACAUUUUUGGCAAAACAUCACAAAAAUAUUUGGCAUCUUUUCACCAGCCCAUGGUUGCAUGGGGGGAUUGUCCACCUUAUUAUUAACCUUUCCAGUGUUAUCUUUGUUGGAAUUCACUUAGAGCAAGAAUUUGGACCACUUAGAAUUGCGAUUAUCUACGUAUUCUCUGCUUUUAGUGGUAGUUUUGUGGCAUCAUUAUUUCUCCUAGACAGAUCAUCAGUUGCUUCAUCCGGUGCUCUAUUUGGAUUGCUAGGUGCCAUGCUUUCAGGGCUUACCCGAAACUGGAAGUUUCACAGCAACAAGCUUUCGGCUCUUUUAGCCAUUCUGUCUAUCUCAGUGAUCAAUCUUGCACUUGGUCUGCUACCUUAUGUGAACAAUUUUGCAAAUAUUGGAGGAUUUAUAUCGGGAUUCCUUCUUGGCUUUGCGCUCCUAUUCAAUCCUCUACUUGGGAAGAUGGCUCAAAAUAAAGGAGGUUUAUUUGAAUAUGAUGUCAAAUGUUCUGUCAAACUCAGGCAGAAACUGGACAAGCCUGUGCUGAGGACUGUUUCUCUUGUUCUUUUCAGUCUUCUACUUGCAGGGGUUAUUGUUGCAGUUCUUCAUGGCGUAAACGUGAGCAAGUACUGUGGAUGGUGUCAAUAUGUUGACUGUGUUCCCUCCAAAUGGUGGAGCUGCAAUGACAAACCAAUGCAUUGCGAGACAGAGGUAACAACAGGGCGGUUGACAUUGACUUGCGAGGGUAGUGACAAGUUCAGGGUUUUCCCUUUCACUGACAUCUCACAAGCGAGGAUUGAGGACUUGUGCAAUCUGAUAUGCUCAUAGAAGAACCCUUAACCCUGUGUGAGAAUUGUAAGAAAGCUUUUCUCCACUUUGAGAAAACUAGUUAUAGUUAGAGUCUCUGUAAUGUGUUUGGAUGACAAUCCAUCUUGAUAUUGGUAACUCUGUUAGCAUUCAUGUAAAAGAAUUGUAUAAAAGAAUUGGUUCAUGAAAACAAUGAAAAGUCAUUUGGGCAUUAAAAUUUCAAGUUAGAGGAAAAAAAA
Molecule: messenger RNA, 1585 nt
Organism: Camellia sinensis
Lineage: Eukaryota; Viridiplantae; Streptophyta; Magnoliopsida; Ericales; Theaceae
Source: RefSeq, a predicted model, not a curated record